ACGUGUUCUGAAGUGUAGGAGUACAUAGACAGAUCUCCAGUGGCAGAGUAAGAGGAUGACUUGCUGCGAUUCUGGAUGGCUUUGCAGUGAUUUUUGCUCAAGUGAGUAACCAUGCCAUUUUUGGGCCAAGACUGGAGAUCCCCUGGAUGGAGAUGGGUUAAAACAGAAGAUGGAUGGAAACGAUGUGAACCCUUCAGUCCUGCACUUGAGGAUGGGAAUAAUCAGCUGAGUGAUAUCAGUCACACUGUCAUCUUAACUGGUGAUGAUGAAGAUGAAGAAAUAUACAGUACUGAAGACUGUGAGCUUGCAGCCAAGAAAAGGAAAAAAGACCAUUUUAGGAAUAACACAGAUUCACAAUGUUUUUAUCGUGAAAAGUGGAUUUAUGUUCAUAAAGAAAGCACCAAGGAAAGACAUGGCUAUUGCACUUUGGGAGAAGCUUUUAACCGCUUAGACUUUUCAAGUGCAAUUCAGGACAUCAGAAGGUUCAAUUAUGUGGUCAAACUUUUGCAGUUAAUUGCAAAAUCCCAGUUAACUUCACUGAGUGGUGCAGCACAGAAGAACUACUUUAACAUUUUGGACAAAAUUGUGCGGAAGGUCAUGGAAGACCAAUAUAAUCCACGAUUAAUCAAAGAUCUUCUACAGGAUCUGAGUUCUACUCUCUGUAUACUGAUUAGGGGAGUAGGAAAAUCUGUGUUGGUAGGGAACAUCAAUAUUUGGAUUUGCCGAUUAGAAACUAUCCUUCUGUGGCAACAACAACUAAAAAACCUUCAGAUGAACAAGCAAGUCAACAAUGGUCUUACGCUUAGCGAUCUCCCUCUCCAUAUGCUGAAUAACAUCUUAUAUAGGUUCUCUGAUGGCUGGGACAUUAUUACUCUGGGUCAAGUGACCCCAACUUUGUACAUGCUCAGUGAAGACAGGCAGUUGUGGAAAAAACUCUGCCAGUACCAUUUUGCGGAAAAGCAGUUUUGUAGGCAUUUGAUUCCAUCAGAGAAGGGUCACAUUGACUGGAAGCUCAUGUACUUUGCACUUCAGAAAUAUUACCCAGUAAAGGAACAGUAUGGGGACACCUUGCAUUUCUGUCGACACUGUAGUAUUCUGUUUUGGAAGGACUACCACCUUGCAUUGUUACUCAAGGAUACAGGACACCCCUGCACAGCCAGUGAUCCAAACACCUGUCUCAUGCCAGUGUCUCCUCAGCAUUUCAUUGAUCUCUUCAAAUUUUGAGAUGUUCAGUAGCUGUUCUCCUGUGUUUGUGGUCAUUUUUGUGAAGAGUCAGGCAGGAUACAUUAUGCUUUUUGUGCAAUAUAUUUAAGUGUAAUGUUUUGUUGUAGUUUGAAAAAAGAUAUGGGGGGGAAUAUCAGGCAGGUUUAUUUGGCAUUUUGUUAUUGUGCAGAAAAGAGCUGAGGAGGAGGAGAAACAUUAAGAAAGCUACUUUUGUCAGGAAAUCUGCAGUGGACUUCUUUUCAAGUCCAAGAAAGACCAUCUUAAUCUCAACUUUAAAUCCAUUCUUUUUACGCCUUAAUAGUUGGUUAAAAUUAUGUGGGGGAGUUUUGAAAAUUUAAUGGAAGAGCUGAACUACUCUUACAGGGACCAAAGGAGGUGCUUUUUUGUUAAUCCUUCUUUCUUGAAGCCACUGUUUUCAAAACACCUCCAUAUAACUUGCAGUAUUAUAAAGAAUAGGCCAAUAUUCUCUAGGACUCUUAGUAUAUCAGUUACCAAGGUGGCAUGAAUCAUUCUGAGCUAGUGAAUAAAAUACAGCUGUGGUUAUAUCUGAACCUAUGAGUGAAGGAAAUCAACCAAUCUUUGUACAUACAUUAUGCAAAAAUAUUUAUUUUUCUUAAGGACUUUAUUAAACACAUAACCUAUCUCAGCACAUCCUGCAUAACACAAGAGGCAGAUCUGGGGCUACUGGAAAGUGACUUCUUUUUUUGAUGGUAGCUACAGCCUUCAUUUAUACUGUUUAGUAUGUCUACAAAUGCAACUGCAUUAAUUCAUCUUCUAAGAAGAAGACGUUAUUGAAAUUUAAUGAGAAUGGAGUUGCUUGUUUCUGGGCUGGUACAGUGGCAGGGCGUCAUACUACCAACUGAGGUUCUAACCUGACAAGUCUUUGCAAGCUAUGGGAAACACUGAAGAUCAGUCUGAGCUGAAGCACCUUCUGCCAAGUUCAUCAGACAAUAAACUCUCCAGGAUACUAUUUUCUCCUGUAGAACAAAAUUAAUUGCUUGGCUUAGGCAGGUAAAGGAAAGACUAGGGAAGUUUUGGGGUUUGUCAAUGAAACUUAACAAAUAAUAUGUAAUGUACAGGAAAAAAUAAAUCAUGUACUAUAUUCUGCA
Molecule: messenger RNA, 2333 nt
Organism: Phalacrocorax carbo (great cormorant)
Lineage: Eukaryota; Metazoa; Chordata; Aves; Suliformes; Phalacrocoracidae
Source: RefSeq, a predicted model, not a curated record